AGAGAAAAAAACUCGCAUGCAUCGGAAUGAUAUAAACGACAAUGUGCUCGCUGAACCUUGGUACGGCGUGGAGCAGCUGGAGUUGAUUAGGACUUUUUCUGGCAAUAAAAAGACUGACAUUAAAGUGGAAGUAGAAGUGUUUUAGAAACUCUUCGUCUCGCCGGGACAGCUCUCACUUACUGACUGAUGGAAAGAGAGAGGAGGAAAAGGGGGAAAUCUUUUCGCUCAAGCAGAAGCGCCAUGGACUGGCGGAGCAACAUUUAACGCUUCUUUUUUUUUUCCUCCCCUUCUUCUUGACGUUUUGGGCGCAAUGACGGACUAAACAAAGUAUUCCGAGUGCUUUGCGUGUAGCAUGAGACUGAGUGCGACAUGUCUAACGCGAGGCCGAGUAAGAGUGUGGAAUGGCUGCAGCUGAAGUUGGAGACCGGAGGCACUUCUCUGCUCCUGCUGGACUGCCGCUCACACGAGCUGUAUGAAUCAUCCCACAUAGAGACCGCCAUAAACCUGGCCAUGACGGGGCUCAUGCUGCGGAGGUUCAAGAAGGGCAACAUCCCGAUCCAGACCGUCAUCCCCAAACACGAGGACAAGGAGAAGUUCGUAAGGCGGUGCAAGACGGACACGGUGGUCCUGUACGACGAGAGUUCCGCGGACUGGCAGGACAGCGGCUCCCCGGCCACUGUGUUGUUCCUGCUUCUUAACAAACUGCGGGAAGACGGCUGUAAAGCGUACUUUCUUGAAGGUGGUUUUGUGAAGUUCCACACAGAGUAUCCAGAACACUGCGAGACCCUCCUGGACAGCUCCUGUCCGAGCUCCUCUCCCCCGAUGCCCGUCCUAGGUUUCGGAGGUCUCCGGAUCAGCUCGGACUGUUCAGACGGCGAAUCUGAUCGAGAACCCAGCAGCGCGACGGAAUCAGAGGAGAGUCCCGUCCCCAGCAAUCAGCCAGACUUUCCCGUCCAAAUCCUACCUUACCUCUACCUGGGCUGUGCCAAAGACUCCAGCAACCUAGAUGUGCUGGGCCAGUACAACAUUACGUACAUCCUGAACGUCACACCUAAUCUGCCCAACGUGUUUGAGCACAAGAGCCACUUCAGAUACAAGAAGAUCCCUAUUUCGGAUCACUGGAGUCAAAACUUGUCCCAGUUCUUUCCAGAAGCUAUAUCAUUUAUUGAUGAGGCUCGAUCUAAGCGCUGUGGCAUCCUUGUCCACUGCCUGGCCGGCAUCAGUCGCUCAGUCACAGUCACCGUGGCCUACCUGAUGCAGCGGCUCAACCUGUCUCUAAAUGACGCCUAUGACUUUGUGAAGAGGAAGAAGUCCAACAUCUCACCAAACUUCAACUUCAUGGGACAGCUCUUAGACUUUGAGAGGACGCUGGGGCAGCACACACCCUGCGACAACCGCUCUACCAGCGAAGAGCAGCUUUUCUUCACCACACCAACCAAUCACAAUGUGUUUCAGCUGGAGUCGACAUGAGGAGCAGGAACAGUUUUUUAUGCUGUUGUUGUUGUUUCCUGUGGUGGUUUUCUGAGCUUGUCAGACGCCUGACUUGCUGACGCAAGCGGUAAGUCAGCAAUACUGUUCAACAACUUCACAACAAGCUUCAUUGAUCUGUUAAAGCCACAGAAUCCAUAAGCUCCUGUCUCAAUGCCUUAAUAUCUUAACAAAGAAGCAAUCUAACGUUCCACCACAUUUGUAUUAAUGAAUGGCCAUGUACAGUCAUUAUAGAUGGACUUUUCAUAAUAUUUCUUUUUAAGACUUUAAAUGUUUUUGGACUGUUGUUUGUUGUACUUUCCUAGUUUGUUUAUGAAUAGGCAUGGGCUGGUAUGAGAUUUUCACAGUGUGAUUACUUUGAGUAAAAAUACAACGGUUUCACAGCAUUAUUGUAAAAUUUUAAUCAGAAAUGCUUAACAUGAGGUAAUUCUUUUUAUAUAACAGAGAAAAGCAUAAAUCUAUUCCUACUGUAGCUGAAAUAUUACAUAUAAUAAAAAUAUUAUACAUUAUGCACAAUGUAUAAUAUUAAAAUCCACAAAUAAUGAAGAAAUUGAAUAAAAGUUCAUUAAGAUUUUUAUAUUAAAUGUUACCAUAAGCAGCUACAGUGUCAAAAUUAUGACAAAAUAUCCAUAUUAUGUGUGUUUUAUUAUUGGUAUGUUCCACAAGUGGUAAAACAACAUAAUGUUUAGGUUGGCUUCCAGUUCAAGAGUGUAGUAAAGGGUUUUCUGUCAAUUAACUUUAUGUUAUCAUCUGAAAGCCAUUGAAAUGUCUGGGUUCAACUGUUUUACAUUAACAACCGUUGCUAUCAGGUUGUUUUUAAAUUUACAAAAAGCUAGAAGUUCCAGUUUGGUGUUUAAACCAGACGUGGUUUAAGCAGGACAAGUCCACUUUAAUCCAAAUUCAAUUUAAAACCUUAUUUUUAACAGCCAAAAGGUCCUAUCCAGUUAAGAAAUUUCCCUUUUAAAUUAAUGUGUAUUUAUAUUUAUUAGUAAUUCAAAAACCAUAGUGAUCAAGUCUCACAAAAAUUGAAGUUGUGAUGUGGCCAAACAAAGAUUGAUGCUUUUUAACUUUAAAUAAAUAAAGUUGUAUAUUUUUUAGAAAUUAAGAUGUUAACUAUAAGGUAAUACAAAGCAGUCUGGGAACUCAAAAUGUUUUCAUAGUUAGUUCAAGACUAUAUAGAAACCCAGUUACAAGAACUUGUGCAAAAUAAUUUUCUUCUUGCUGUAACAAUUUAAUUUAAAGACGCUACUCUUAGACUGUUGGUUAGUAUGGCUAACUGUGCUGUUGGAACCAGCGAUCAGCUCCUAACAGAUAUGCAGCCGUGUUAAUAAGAGUUUACAGAACCCUUCUUUAACUCUCAAAUAUUUUUGAACAGUUUUCUUCUGUUGUAAGUGAAGGAAAAGUUGGGAACCUUCUUCCAGCCAUCUAACCCACCAGUGUGCAGCAACAGGUUGGGAAGGGGGCAGCACUACCCUCUGCUUUGAAUAAUCAGAACUGGCUUCUAAUUAACUAACGACAGAAUGGUGUGAAAUUUAAGGGGGCUUUGAGCUGUAAUUGUCAAAAAGCAUGGUAUAGUUUGAUACCGGCCCAUGUCUACUUGUGAAUAAUGCCUUGAUAAAAAAUUUGUGGCCAAUCUGAAUGUUUUCUGGGGUCCAAUAUAAGAUGUGUUGUUAUUUUAGCUGAGGGGAAAAAAGCUACCAUAUGGAGGCAGCUACAGUUUUCCUGCUGCUUGAGUUUUCACAGAAGACUUUUCUAGCAUCUGGCAAACAAUAUAUUAAACCUGAACUGUUAGUUACCAUGUUGAGAUAUAAUGAAAGACUGGCUUUCCCCACAGUUAAAAAGGAGCAGCUAUGUAAGUAAGAAGGGUACAAACAACUGGAAACCCACCUUAUUUUGUGUUUUCCUCUGACACUUUCAGCCUGCAGCUACUUCUUCUCAUAGGAGUUCCCGUGUGUAAAUAGCUUUCAUUGCCCUCUCUGUUUCUCUCUCUCCCUCUUUUCGUCAUAUCUUGUAUUUGAACAGGUGAAUGAAUUUAAUGCGUGAAAGGAAAUGAGAGGAAGCGAGAUUGACCGGAGCGUUCUUACCUCAACAAAGAGACAUUUUUCAGGGAUUUUUAUACAAGUGGGUUGCGCGUCAUCUUGGCCUCUUAAAACGCACCCAAGGGCUGUUUUGUUUCAUAUGUUUGUAACGAUGUACAUAAACCGUGGUUGCUACGGGAGACAUUUUCUGUAAAUCAUGAAGGAUGUGGAAGUGACCCUUGUUGGAACUCUUAUGUAUAGCAUAUAUUGAGCUAAAAGGCAUUCUGUACACGUUUUUACAGCAAAUAUAUUGUAUAUUUUUACUUGAAAA
This is a messenger RNA of Xiphophorus couchianus (Monterrey platyfish), 3837 nucleotides long. Its product is annotated as dual specificity protein phosphatase 7-like. Gene Ontology annotation, cellular component: cytoplasm; cytosol. Gene Ontology annotation, biological process: negative regulation of MAPK cascade; peptidyl-tyrosine dephosphorylation. Gene Ontology annotation, molecular function: protein tyrosine/threonine phosphatase activity; MAP kinase tyrosine/serine/threonine phosphatase activity; MAP kinase tyrosine phosphatase activity. Bases 370 to 1470 code for a protein of 366 amino acids. The transcript is spliced from 3 exons. The record is from RefSeq and is a predicted model, not a curated record. Lineage: Eukaryota; Metazoa; Chordata; Actinopteri; Cyprinodontiformes; Poeciliidae.